This is a messenger RNA of Amoebophrya sp. A120, 3122 nucleotides long. The record is from the annotation of a GenBank genome assembly. NCBI's taxonomy places the organism in Eukaryota, Dinophyceae, Syndiniales, Amoebophryaceae.
CUUGUCACGAGCAAAUAUAACCUCUCAAGAAUAGGUACUGAUGAAGUAAGCUAUGUGUAGAAGUUUUUGCACUGGCACCCCUAAUCUAAAUCUAUCCCGGCUUUGACUUUUUGAGAUACAUACUAGCUUCUAGAAGUUCUAGGCACCAGUACAAAAAAUGUCUUCCUCCGCCGAUCGAAAUUGGUGGUACGCAAUUAUCAUCUCCCUGUCCUCGGCCUUCCUGACCAACACGGGCUUGAUCAUUCAAAAAUGGUCCUUAUUGCAGAACCGGGGGCAGGAGUUCAAAAAGCAGCCAAUAUGGUUUCUCGGUCUUGCGAUGUUUCUUUUGGGUCAAAUAGGCCACUCCGUCGCGUUCGCGAUCGGUCCGCAGUCGAUUUUGGGGGCCCUGGCGCCGUUCUGCUUGGUUACAAAUUUUUUCGUGGCGCCGCCGCUGCUGGGCGAGAAGGUGACAAGGUAAGCAGAGAACUCGAUAUUAGUUGAUUGGCACCAGCACUUUUAGAUACUACUCCGCGUUUGCUUCGUUCGGUGCUUACGAACAGAUGCGAAAUAAUUUAAUACGCACGACAUGAGAAAAAUCAAGCCUUCUUUAUGUCGCCCACACGUCGUUUUUACAGGCUCCACUAUGUUUCUGCCUUCUUCAUCAUGUCGGCGGUGGUUAUCAUCUGCAGUUUCAGCAUCGAGCCCCGGAACAAAGACCAAAGAUUCAACAAUGCUCUGGUGAUGCACAACGUGUCGCAGAUCCCAUUUCUCAUCCUUUUUGCGUUCAGUAUCACCACGGUUGUGCUGAAGGGGUCCCAGAUCCGAAGGGUCCUGCAGGAAGACCAGAAAAGAAGAAAGGAAAUUUUGGACGCUGAAAAUAACGGGAAUGAAGACGCUGGUAGAGCUCCUGCAGGCAGUACAACUAGUGGAAGUGCGAUAGAAAUUCCAAGCAAAUCCUCGUCGUCCUGGGAGCUGCGCGCACCGGUCGAUGAUGACCAUUUCGUGAAAACAGGUGCAGCCGGCCGAGCAAGCGGGCGCGGGCUCUUGAGCGCCGGCCAAGAAAACGGCAUCAAAGGCGAUGGGCUUGUCGACUCUGUUGACCACAGUGCUGCGGCUGUACAACAGCCAGCAUCCUCUUCGGACAUGAGAAUGGACAGCCUGCAUCAUUCGCGAUCUACAUCGUCAAAUAAUAAAGCAUCCAACGCACGGUCUCCGUUUCGGAACAGUAUGACGAAUGCGGCGAAUCACGAGAACACUAGUGAAGAUAGAACACGAUUCUCGAAGAUAGAAAGCUUAGUCGGGAAACAGUUUCUCACGGAGUCCCCGCCGUCCACCCGAGCCUCGUCCACGACGAGUAUGAGCAGUGAGAGUUUCAUGGCGGAGAUCGAGCAUCAAGACCCGUCGGCUACAACUUCUGCUACGUGUUUUCAAGUGGAGGCGAAUAGAGGAAACGCGGUCAAAGAUCUAUCCGAUUAUAGCAGUACUACAACAGGCUCAGGCACAACUACAACCGGUACCGGAGGAUUUUCGCAGCACAGCACAUCAAGUAGUAUCGCGACAGGCACCAGCACAACAGCCGCCGGCAGUUCUUCCUCUGUUGUAGGACCGCCCGAUCCAGACCCGUCUGCUGCAAGAGCAGGCUCAACAACCACAUCCAACAACUGCCCUGGGCUUCCAGGAAUCAGCAACCUGCAAUUUUCCAUCGUGGCGGCACUUUUCAGCGGGAUGUCCGUGACUUCUGCGAAGUUGAUGUUUGGGCUUCUCGCAUACAUCAUCGAAGACUUCGCGGCCAGGAAUAGCAGAAGUCACGACCACGACCCAUCGGGUUCUUCACCUUCUCACGGUACUGGCACAGGAAAUGGAGAAAACACAAUACCAAUGUACCAGCAAGAGAACAACAACAGCAAAAAUAACUUCUUUGUUCUCAUCGGCACGGAUUUGAAAUUUCCCCCCGAGGUGUUCACGAUCAUGCCCGCCUUCGCGAUGUUCCUGUUCUGUGGCAUUGUGUGCACGGCGAUGCAAAAUCUGGGCGUUUUCUACUACGGCGCGUUGCAAUCCUGUCCGGCGUUCUACGGCUGCACGUUCGUUGCCGAGUGUACGUACGGUUUGGUCUUCUGGCAGGAGUACCGGUUCUAUGGGGCUCGAAACAUGUGCGGGGUUGGGCUGGGGUACUGUCUGAACGUGAUCGGGAUUUUGAUGUUGACGCAGAUCACCGCGGUGGGACGGGGAGAGGAAAAGGAUGAUGAUCCCGUGGUGGACGAGAGGAAACAGUCGAAAUUGGAAGUGCUGGUGGACAAGGUAAAAAUAUUUUUUCAUUUUGUGGAAGUCGCUCGCGCUUGUUGAUUGACGCGCAAUCGGAUUUGUUCUUCUGUAUCUAUCUGUCCAACCGGCUCAUUUUUGCAUGACGAAGUUGAGUCGUGCAGCAUACGCUUUGGCAUUGGCUUUGCAAACCGCUACGUUGCAAGAUGAACAUAUUUUUUAUUUUUUCACAACAUCAUCAACAUGAUCAGGCCGUCGACUGGCUCUGCUCUUCUAUGCGGCACCGGAGGUAUCUUGCAGCCCGGGAACGAGAGCUGUUGAUGAGUGGGGAGGGGAUCGACGAUCUACAUUUGUGCUCCUCACCGCCAGCCCCGGUACAUCGAUCGGCGACAGUGUGAUAAAGACGUUUAAAUGAAAGAGCAAAAACGAAUCGGUUGAGUGAGAGCAGUACUCGCUGUCUCACGACUUCUACAGCGGCUUUUACUUUGAAUAUAUGUGUCUGCGUCACUCAAUGUCAGUGGGUGCUUCUUGGAGGCGACUUUCAUUCUCUGCGUAUGCUGUUAUUCGUCUCACAGUAUAUUCCUGUAUAGUAUGCAGCUAAGUGUUGAUAUUCAUGCAAACCAGGAGACGGAGAAUGGUGUUGAUAUUCAUGCAAACCAGGCACAAUCAACAUGGUCAUGGACAGAAUAAUGAGCUGUCAACUUUUCCGGUCGAAAACGAAAUUAUGAUUUCAUCGUAAACAAACUUUUCUCAUGCGAAGCGCAAGCGCGUUCUUUUGAAAUCCCCUCUCCUCGCUUGUUGGUUUACCACCAACACCAUCAAGAGUGAUGCGCGUGCUGUUCGUAAUCUCGUUCUUCGACAAUAGAGAGAGAGAUGGAGUGGCA